UACUCCCACCAUGACAAAGUCUCAAGUAGAAUUACUAGCUCACCAAUUGCCGUACGGUGACGGCAGUGACAAGGUCUUCGGCAUGGAGAAUUACGGGAACACCUGCUAUUGUAACUCGAUUCUCCAGUGUCUCUACCACACCCACAACUUCAGAGUCCACCUCUUGUCUCACCACAAAACUCACCAUGACCGGAAACUCAAUCUAUACGGUAUCAAAACCCACAACUUCACCAAUAAGUACGAGAUGUUGGUGCAAAAACGCAGCAAGGAGCAGCAGAAGGCGGCCGAUGAUAAGGGCCGCUCGUCCCGGAAGGGUUCUAUCUUUGGUAUCAAAUUCAACUCCAGCUCCGGCCCCAACGGCGGUGUGGCCAGCUACCUGGACAGUGAGAUCCCCAACAAGAAGGGAUACAUCUUCGAGUUGCACAACUGUCUGUACCUAUCGGAUGAGCAGCGCAAUUUGAUCUCCCGGUACGAUAAUGAUGAUUUCAAGCGAAUCCCCGUCAUGGUCACCAGACCGUCGCAGAACGUAGACCAGGCCAUUGCCGACAAAAACGACUACUCGCAGAGCUCCUCGAUGCUUCUCGGGGGCGACACGGGGGACGGGACUGCCUCCGGGACCUCCACCACCGCUCCGGUGCCCGAUCCACCCGUGUCCAAGGACGACGGACAAAUCUCGUCCCAGCUGAGUUUCAUUCUCAUCGGCAUUCCUUACCCCGAGACUUUCCUCCAGAACCCCAUCAACCCGUUCAAUCCCAGUCCCACCAGCGACCAGCGGAAGCGGUCGGCGCUCAUCAACGGCCCCAUCGUCAACCUCGACCACUCACUCCAAUUACCCAGUGAGCAGAACGAUGAUUCAGCCCUCUUGUACGCCUUGAAAGACAUGUUCGAAUGCAUGGUGGAAAACAAGAGCAACACGGGGGUGGUGUCACCCAACUACUUUAUGCAAAAACUUAAGGAAAAGAACUACUUGUUCCGUCAGAAUAACAUGCACCACGAUGCGCACGAGUUUUGCAACUACCUCAUCAACGAGAUCAUCGAGUGCUUGAACAAGGAGAACGGGCCCGAGGAUAACUGGUGCAACGACCUCUUCCAAGGCCGAAUCACCAACGAGACCAAGUGUUUGAGCUGUGAGACUGUGACCUCCAAGGAGGAAACGUUCUUGGAUCUCUCCAUCGACAUUCCUCCCCACUCCCACUCCAACUCACUCACCAACCUCUUGAACAACUUCUCGCGGCUGGAAAUCUUAACUCACCAGAACAAGUUCUACUGUAACUCAUGCUCAUCGCUUCAGGAGGCCGUCAAGACCAUCAAAAUCAAGUACUUACCCGAGGUGUUGGUGAUCAACUUAAAGCGGUUCAAGUACGACGACAAGGUGGACAAGUUGAUCAAGCUUUUCGAUAUGAUUUCCUAUCCGUUGAAGUUGCGGCUCUUCAACACCACCUCCAACCCGGACAAUGCACAGAACAACUUCCAGUUGUAUGAGCUUUCGUCGCUCGUGGUACACAUCGGUGGUGGCCCCAUGCACGGGCACUACAUCUCUUUGUGCAAAAUCAAGCCCAAGAUAUGGCUUCUUUUCGACGACGAGACGGUUGAGAUUGUGGACGAGUUCUUUGUCAUGAAGUUUUUUGGUAACGGGCCUGCUCUUGCCAGUGCCUACAUCUUGUUCUACCAAAAGUGUGAUUACUUAGAGCCGGGAGAAGAGGACAAAAUGGACUUUGGUUUCGACAUCAACGAUAUCUUUGACGGAAACGACUACUCCAUCGACAAAAAUGGUACUGUGGAAGUCAAUGGGUAUACUCGUCUGGGGAGCGGCAUGACAGAGGAUAACGAAGCGGACAACGAUAACACCACUUUGGACCUGUCGGUGAAAAAGUCGUCGAUUUCUUCUAAAGUGGACGACCACUCGCUCGAGCUGUCUACAGAUACAGUGCCUGCCCGUAAAGCUCCCAACAUCUUCAAGAAGAACUUCCGGCUCGAUACCCCUUCUGUUUCGGUUGUGUCUGGAUCUUCGACUGCAGUAUCUACUGAACCAUCUGCUCAUGUGCCAGUAGCUCCGCAAACCCUUGCACCAACACUGCCUGAUACCACGGCGGUGCCGGUACUGCCCCAGGCGCCGACAUCGCAAGGGCCUGACCACGAAGUGAAAGAGAAGAAGUCGUGGGUCGGAGGCUUGAAACGGCGAGAGCUGAAGCUUGACAAGGGAGAACGCAAAUUGAGCUCUGGAAGCUUGGUACUGAAUAUACUGGAGGAGAAGGAGGAGGAGAAGGAGAAGGAGAAGAAGUCCGAGAAGGAGAAGAAGUCUGAAAAGGAAAAGAAGUCCGAAAAGGACCGGAAAAAACUGCUCUUUGGAUUCAAGCGGAAAUAGACUUGGAUCUGAGAUCUCGGAUCUUGGGAAUCUUCCAAACCCUGAUUCCUGCCCAAAAUUAUACUUAUACUAUAUUGCAUCCUCACUAUGCUCGCCUUAUGUACCAUUCAUCAAUAGCAAGUGUGACCAUCCACGCAGAUAUUGGAGGCAGCAAACUUCAGCUUACCCAACUUUAUAUGCUCUUUUGGUGCUUUAUGGCUGUUGUCUAGUUCAAUUUGAGUUCAUUGAGCCUGUAGCACUCAACUGGGCGGCAGUGGCCAUGGAAAGUGUCUAAGCUUCUGCCAGUAAUGAUAUUAUCGAUAAUGCCUUAGAGGCCUCGGAGUUGACACCGAGGCACGUGAUCUUCCGCACGGGAAAUAACGUACUCAUCUGAAUCCACACGAAAUAAACCGCUUACAAAACCGCACAUUAAAUCUACAAAUACACCACACAAAUGACCGCCACUAUAGUUUCUCCUACAUUGAGGACCACGUCAACGUCCAGGCUCAUCACAUUAGCUGCCGGGUGCUUCUGGGGGGUGGAGAAGGUGUUCGUCAAGCAGUUUGCUGAUCAAGGAAUGGUUGACAUCAAAGUAGGAUAUGCCAAUGGGAUUCCUUCCAUAAGCGAAAUCGACUACAAAAGAGUCUGCAGCGGUGAAACCCAGUUUGCUGAAGCAGUGCAGAUUUCGUAUGAGCCCUCCAAGUUGCCGGUGGGCGAUAUCUUGGAUAUCUUCUUCAGAAUGCACGAUCCCACCACGUUAAACCUGCAAGGACCAGACAAUGGAACACAGUACCGGUCUGUGGUGAUGGCCCACUCGGAUGACGACGCCAUACUUGCCCGAGCCGUCAAAGAACGGAUCCAAAAGGAGUACUAUCCAAAUCACCAGAUAGUCACAUUUAUUGAACCCAUCAAGGUGUGGUACGAUGCCGAAGACUAUCACCAGGAAUACUUGAAGAAGCACCCUACCGGCUAUGAGUGUCCCUCACACUUCAUUCGCACCAAGCCAAAGGUUUGAUGUUGAAGGUUGGCAUUGGAACGUUAUAGAUGAAUAAAUUGGAUCAUAUUAGUGGAA
Messenger RNA from Yamadazyma tenuis ATCC 10573, 3416 nucleotides. RefSeq names its product ubiquitin-specific protease (gene UBP13). The record is from RefSeq and is a predicted model, not a curated record. Gene Ontology annotation, cellular component: cytosol; nucleus. Gene Ontology annotation, biological process: protein deubiquitination. Gene Ontology annotation, molecular function: cysteine-type deubiquitinase activity. Lineage: Eukaryota; Fungi; Ascomycota; Pichiomycetes; Serinales; Debaryomycetaceae.